Messenger RNA from Suncus etruscus (white-toothed pygmy shrew), 3027 nucleotides. RefSeq names its product family with sequence similarity 83 member B (gene SACK1B). The record is from RefSeq and is a predicted model, not a curated record. Lineage: Eukaryota; Metazoa; Chordata; Mammalia; Eulipotyphla; Soricidae. Gene Ontology annotation, cellular component: membrane; cytoplasm. Bases 1 to 3027 code for a protein of 1008 amino acids. Gene Ontology annotation, biological process: epidermal growth factor receptor signaling pathway. The transcript has 4 exons.
AUGGAGACCUCAUCAAUACUGUCGUCAUUGAAUGAUGAACGUAAAUCUGACAAUUACAUUGAACCUCAUUACAAGGAAUGGUAUCGAGUAGCAACUGAUACAUUGAUUGAUCAUGGAUUAGAAGCAUACCACGAAUUCCUUGCAAAGGAAGGAGUUUCAGAUUUUUUAGCUGAGGAAGAAAAAAAUUAUAUUUUGAAAAAUGUCCAGAAAACUCCACAAAGCACAGAGCAUGGCACUGAUGGUUCCUGUGAUGACGCCUCCUCUUCUGGAACUUACUGGCCCAUUGAGUCUGAUGUGGAAGCACCAAAUCUUGACUUGGGAUGGCCAUGUGUAUUACCUGGACUCUUAGGGGUAACCCAGAUAGACCUGCUGUUUCAUCCACCAAGAUCACAUCUACUUACAAUAAAGGAAACUGUUCGGAAGAUGAUAAAAGAAGCAAGAAAGGUCAUUGCUUUAGCGAUGGAUAUAUUUACAGACAUAGACAUUUUUAAAGAACUUGUGGAGGCAUCAGUUCGUGGCAUAUCUGUAUACAUUCUGCUUGAUGAGAAAAACUUCAGUUUUUUCUUAAAUAUGACUGAGAAACAGGGCUGUCAAAUUCAGCGGCUCAGGAAUAUUCGAGUUCGGACAGUAAGAGGCCAAGAUUAUCUUUCAAAAACAGGAUCAAAGUUUCAUGGAAAAUUAGAACAAAAGUUUUUGUUAAUUGACUGCCAGAAAGUUAUGUAUGGUUCCUACAGCUAUAUGUGGUCAUUUGAAAAAGUCCACCUCAGCAUGGUUCAGAUAAUCACAGGACAACUUGUUGAAUCCUUUGACGAAGAAUUUAGAACUCUCUAUGCUAGAUCCUGUAUCCCUAUCUCAUUCAUUCAAGAAGAAUCAGCAAGAGUGAAGCACAGCAAAGCACUCUGGAAGAAUGGCAAUUAUCAGUGUUCAGUUUCUUCACUUGCUUCUGUUUCUAGUCAAAGAAACCUUUUUGGUAGGCAAGAUCCAAUUCAUAAACUAGAUUCUAACUACUUCAAAAAUAGAGGAAUAUGUACUUUAAAUGAGCGUGACAAAUAUGGCAUAAGAAAAUAUGGCUAUAGAUCACAUUUUGUUCCAAACUUUAAUGGUUCAAAUGCUGUCCAUCAGUAUCAAAACAGUCAGAUUAAUGAAAAUUGGAAGAGGCAUAGCUAUGCUGGGGAACAAUCAGAAACAGCACCAUACCUGAUGCUUAACAGAGCUCUGAAUCGAAACAUUAACCAUCAUAGUAACUGGAAAAGAUCUACAGAUAGUCUCAGUGUUUCAUCCUCCUCCCGAGGAGGCUAUGUAAAACAGCAGAAUGCACCUUCCCAGAGUUUUGCUGAUCGGCUUGCACAUAGAAAAGCAACAAAUCUUGGAGAAAGAAAUUCAACUAUGCGGCGGUCUUUUAAUGGAACCGAUAAUCAUGUCCGCCUUUUGCAACAACGAAUGCCAACCCUUGAACAUACAACCAAAUCAUUCUUACGCAACUGGAGAAUUGAAUCCUACUUAAAUGAUCAGUCAGAGUCAGCACCUGAUUCUACUGGAUCAGCUCUGGGUGACCGGCUUGAGUGCUAUGAUUGUCCCGAGAAUUUGAAAGCUAAUGCCCUUUAUAAUCAUUCUCGACUUCGUUCCUCUUUCAUGUUUAAACCAACUUUACCUGAACAACAGGAAGUUAACAGUUGUACAACAGAAUCUUCAAACUCAACUGUCAUUGGUUCCCAGGGAAGUGACACACCCAAGGAGAUCCAAGAUACCCCUACAACUUUACAGCAUUCAACAGACAAACCCUUACAAGAAUUAGCUCCACAGUUAUCGCUGCAAUCGGAGGCACCAAAAUCACAUACCUUGCAGGUCCCUGAAAAACACUCAACAGUUUUAAAUCAAAAUACAAAUGGCCAGAUAGAGUCAAACAACUAUUUAUACACUACCUUGUGUGGAAAUAAGGAGUCAGAAAGUCCAAAUAAUCAACACAAAGAGAUUCUCCUUAAAAGACGAAGCUUCCCUUAUUUUGAACAUGCAAAGGUCAGUUUUGAUCAUGGAAAUAAUAAGCAUCAUGUGUACAGUACCCUUUCCAGGAAUCAAAUUCGACAACCAGAAAAGCCCAAAGAGAAUAUGCUGAAAAGUUCUAAAAGUAUGCACAAUGUGGCCCAGGAAGAGGAGACAAUGAUUAUCAAGAGAGAGCCACCAGUUGUCAAUACCACCAAAUCUAUUUCCAUGGCUGCUUUGCUGGAUGUGAAUAAAGAGGAACAUAACAAAGAACUUACACCAAAGAAAGAAGGUAAGGGCUCUCCAAGUUUUUUAAAAAAGGGAUCUCAAAAAAUAAGAUCAUUUCUCAGCCUUAGUCCUGAUAAGAAAGAUAAUCUGUCUAAAAAUAAAGGAUCUGCCUUUUACAAAAUGUGCAGUAGUUCUGACACCUUAGUUUCCGAGGUGGAGCAUAAUCAAAAACUAAAAAGGUCAGAACCCAAAAUCGAUUCAUCUCCUAGACGAAAGCGUUCUUCUUCAUCAAACUCUCAAGGCAGCAUUCACAAGAGUAAGGAAGAUGUAACUGUCAAUUCUUCUCAAGGAAGGAAUUCUCCAUCAGAUGAGUGUAAUAAAAUAAUGCCCUCUACAGGUCCAGUAGAAAGAAAGUUCUCAGAAAGAGCUGAAAAUGCCUCUGCUCCAAGAUUUAACACUGAGCAGAUUCAAUACCAAGAUUCAAAAGAGAUUAACGUAGCAAUGGCUCCUCAAAGAAAACCACCUUCACCAAGAACAAAGCCUAAUGAGAUUCUCAGAACUCACUCAACUGACCGGCGUGUUUACAGCCGAUUUGAGCCAUUUUGUAAGAUUGAGAACUCUCGUCAGCCAACAAAUAACAUGGCAAUUACUAGCAUACAUCGCCCAGAAAUGAAAUCUACAAGUAUGGGCAAUAGUUAUGGUAGAUCCAACGCAAUGCUAAAUUAUAAUACUGGUGUUUAUCGCUCCUACCAGCCAAGUGGAAACAAAUUUCGUGGAUUUGUGCAGAAGUUUGAAAAUUUCCUACACAAAAAUAAAUAA